CGCCCGCGCCCCGAGGGGGGCAGCUGUGACGCCGGGAAAGGUCUCAAUAACAUACAAAUUACUCAUGGAGCAAAUUAACUGUGUGUGUGAAGGGCCGAGCCACAGGCAGAGCCAUGGAAGAUCCCCCUGGCAUACUGGAGGGGUAAAAGGUUAGCCCCUAUGCUGGCACCCCAGCCUGGCUUUCUUCUGCUUCAUCCCCGUCGCCUCCCCCCAGAUAUUUCAGCUGUGCCGGGACUGCCGGAUCCAACCCCCUCCCCUAAGGCAGUGGUUCUCAACCUUUUUUGUACCGGGACCCAUUUGUAAACAUCAAUGGCUGGUGCCCCCAGGGCCGGAUACAGGCAUGGGCGAACCGGGUGGCUACCCAGGGCCCGGACAGAAAGGGGACCUGAAAAUGGGUCCACAUUUGAGGAGUGUGACUGCCAAAGAACAUGGCUGCAGACAGCUUAUCAAGCAAAGCCCUGAAGAUCAAGCGUGAGAUGGGCGAGAACACACCCCUGUUGUCAGAUGAGGAGCUGAUGGGUUUGUCAGUGCGGGAGCUGAACCACCACCUACGGGGCCUCUCCAAGGAAGAGGUGGCGCGCCUAAAGCAGCGCCGGCGUACACUGAAGAACCGCGGCUAUGCAGCCAGCUGCCGGGUUAAGCGUGUCUGUCAGAAGGAGGAGCUGCAGAAGCAGAAGAUGGAGCUGGAGUGGGAGGUGGACAAGUUGGCCCGCGAGAAUGCUGCCAUGCGCCUUGAGCUGGACACCCUGCGAGGCAAGUACGAGGCCCUGCAGGGCUUUGCCCGCACCGUUGCUGCCCAUGGCCCAGCUGCCAAGGUGGCCCCUGCAAGCGUCAUCACCAUCGUCAAAUCCAGUACCAACCAGGCCACAUGCUCCUAGUGCCUGCCUGCCCUGCCGUGAAUUGAGUCCUCUCUCCAUGGCUGGGCCCAGCUCUCUACCUAGAAUGGACUGCAGCUGCACUGGCUCCUCCCCCAGCCCCUCCCAGAGCCAGAAUCAACUUGAAGACCCCCAGAACCCUCAGCCCUCAUUUCUUCUCUUCCCCGUCCCCUCCUCCACCUGCCUUAGACCAUGUGGUGGCUUAGGCCUGUCCCCCACAGGUGAAUCCUUGAGUUCCCCCCCGCCAAACCCACACACACUUGUCUUAUGUUAAAAAGUCCCCUCUUUCCUUUCCCUGCCCUUGUCCCUCCUGGCUUUAGAAGUGGGGAAAACCCUCUCACUUCUCCCUGUCAGGGGCACAGCAUCUUUGUAUGCCUGGCACCAAGGCUUGUGUAGGAAGAAAGAGAGAGGGAGAACUGGGAGCCAUCUUAAUGGCUUAUUCUGCUUAAUAGAGGACAGUGCAGGGAUUGGAACAUCCAUCCAGAGACUUACCAAGAGCUGCUGUGACCUCCCAGUCUUAUGGUCCACAGCUCUCCCUGCUCUCUCCUGCAUCAACCACAUUUCAGCUCUCCCUACCAGUGGCCCUGGGCAGCAGUGUAAUGCCCAGGACAGUGCCGGCUGCCACGAUGCUGAUAGUCGCGAUGCAAUCAGUCAUCACUGUGGCUCUGAUUAUUUUUGCACCCCCUAACAGAGGCAGCACCCAGUCAUCUCCCCUCGACUCCUGUUUAGUUACCCUACUGCUCUCUCCGUGCUUUUCCAGGAAGAGCCUGAAAUGCCCUGUACCAGAAGAGGAAAGAGCCACAGGCUCCCCCAGGGGGUUAAGCAGAUGUUCCAGGGAGUGGGAAGUAAUUAGAGGAACUAGGCAGUGCGUGGGGGAAAGGGUCAUGUUCAAUAGAGAGAGGAAGGUGAAUGCAGGAUGAUGUGUGAAAGGGAGAACAGGUCUCUGUGGCAGCUGUUUAGAUCAGGUCAGAAUGUGGCACUUGAACAUGUACUAGACACCAUGGGAAUUACCACACUCGAGCCAUUGAUUCAGCUGCAGGGGUGACUAUAACAUGGGAUGGAGUUAAGGAAGUCUCCCUCCAGUGCUAUCGCAGUGAAGUUAAAUUUCUAAGAUCUCCUGUCUGGAAGGGAACUACCGGUAGCUUUAGAAUGAAUGAGACCUGGGUAGUGGAAGGGGGUGGGAGGAAGAGAGAAAGGGAAUGUAGAGCAAUAGAAAGAAAACAAAGUAUGUGAGACCGAUGGACAGAGGAGGAGUGGCAGGAAUGCAUCUGAAUGAGGGGAGUUGGGGCCGGAGAACAUUUUGGUUGCAUUUUGUGACCACGGAAAUCAAAAGAUGCAAAAAUGUAGAGAGGAAUUUGAGGCAAGUGGAAGUGGGGGUGCAGCACACAUGGUACCCCCUAGAAUUCAGGUAGGGAACUAGGGAGCCAGCCCAAAUCCCAAACCUACUACCGAGAUGAGCCAAUCAGAAGGAAGCUGUUAUCUAUCUGGCAUUUGCUGAGCUAGAUAAAUCAUACAGAAGCUGUAACUUCCCGAGCAGGCAGGUGGGUCCGGUAAGCAGUUGAUGGGUUGAAAUAUCCUCUUUGAUUCUCUAACUUGAAAGACAGGGUUUCAUUUUGGGGAGAGGAAGGAGAGGGGCAUGUUUUUAUCUCCCUAAACACACACAUCCCUCACCUUUUCCUGGCUGCAGUAUCAUUUCAGCCGUGGCAUAGCGAGUCUCAUUGAAAAAAUAGAAAAAGCACCUGGCCGGAAGUAAACACAGCUGUCGUGGAGAUAAGGCUAUUACUGAUGUUACCUUGCACUUGAAUGUCCCUGUGGAGACUGGCACCACCUUGUUCCAGGCACUGUACAAACCCAUAUUGAGGUGGUUCCUGCCCCAGAGCUUGCAGUUUAGACUGGCAGUGGUUGGGAAGGGAAAGGGAGGCAUGGGGAGGUGACGUGACUUGCUCAUGAUCACAAAUCAUGGGAGUGGCAGAGCCAAGAAUAGAAGCCAAGCCUUCUGCCUCCACGCCCAGCACCCUUUUCAUGAGCUAAGGAAAGCACAAAGGCUGAGAGCCCAGCUCAUGGCUUGAGAGCAAGGACUAUUUCUCCAGUCACAGGCACCUUUUCCAAUCCCUCCUCCUGGUGGCCACUGUCUCAUAGAAGCCACUUGAAGGUGCAGUACUCUUCAGAAAGCUUGGGCAUGGGGGAAGAGGUAUAGCUCCCUCAAUAGGGAAGAUAUGGCAGGGUCAGUGGGGGUAAUGCUAGCCAGUUAUUUUGAGGCACUUGACACAAUAUAUGAUUAUCCCCUUCAUUUCUCAGACCCACUUAAGCACAACCCCUCCCUGGAGCCUGCGUGCCACCCACUGCAGUGCUGCAGCCACCUCCAGAUAGGUAGGUCCAACCUGUUUCCUCCCCUCAUCUAGUAGAAGGUCCCACAUUUGGCAUUUCCCCCUCCCACCCUCUCCUCUCCCCCCUCUCCAACUCCUCGAUGGUUAAUUUAUUGCACGAACAUAAGUUAUUUUCACAUCCUCUUUGCCAUUCCGCCUCUUGGCACAGCCAGGAUGUUGGUACAGAGCCGUACUUUAUAUUUUAUAUAUGCAAAUCACAUUUUAUCGUAUACUUAUAUAGAACAAAAACAAAAAACAUAUUUAUUUUCUGACUUACAGUAAAUGUCCUGUCCGACUCCUCUGUAUUUUGUAGACUUUAUAAAUAAAGUACGUUUUUUUUUUUUUGUUUUUC
This is a messenger RNA of Alligator mississippiensis (American alligator), 3593 nucleotides long. RefSeq names its product MAF bZIP transcription factor F (gene MAFF). The transcript has 3 exons. Gene Ontology annotation, biological process: regulation of transcription by RNA polymerase II; regulation of epidermal cell differentiation. NCBI's taxonomy places the organism in Eukaryota, Metazoa, Chordata, Crocodylia, Alligatoridae. Gene Ontology annotation, molecular function: RNA polymerase II cis-regulatory region sequence-specific DNA binding; DNA-binding transcription factor activity, RNA polymerase II-specific. Gene Ontology annotation, cellular component: nucleus. Bases 429 to 878 code for a protein of 149 amino acids. The record is from RefSeq and is a predicted model, not a curated record.